CACAGCUGUUGAGUUGGCGCCAAAAUUCUUGGCCACCUCCGCGCAGGCGUCAGACUGUUAUAUGGCUCGCAUCAUCCGACCGGUAGGACAGUUUUCGACAGGAGCGUCUCAGUGUGCAGCAUGGGCCUUUUUUUUGAAAUAUGUAAGGACACCUGUCGUGCUUCCCCACUCUACAUGAAAUAUUGCGGCCCUAAACUGCUCGGAAACCCCUGCCGUAUUUACUCCUACGCAGACAAGCGCCUGUCUGCCUGCCUGCCUGUCUGCCUGCCUGCUCUCCCACUGUCGGCAUUAAUCGCAAAAUUCCCUGUCAAAAAUGUGACACACAAAAUACUUGUCUAGCAGUUACCUAACGUUGGGUAUUUAAAAAGUUGUUGGGAAAACUUUCAAAUUAAAAGCGCCGUGCUUAAAUUAUGCCAGCUCCUACCAUUCGAUGGUAGAGUCCUGGCUGGCUGGGUGGAGGGCUGGCUGGCUGGCUGGGAGCCUUUGGUACUUGAUUCCUGGAACAGUGCAAUCUCUCUGCAGUGCAAAACUCAUUUCGCCAUUCCGUUUAUGGCAUUCUGCAUGUGUAAAUACCAUACUUAUUAUUUUCCUCACGUUCGCAGACACAGAGUGACUGAUGACUGAUGGAGCACCAAACUAACGAAUUCCGUCGAAGUAAUUACAAUUUUGCAGAGGGUAAAAAAAGGCGCCCUUGAGAGAAUUGAAGUGUCCUGAUAGUGUACUCUAAGCGGGAGACUUAAUUUAAUUUUUCCUAGUUCUUGAUGCAUGCAACCGAACCGAACCAAAAAUGGGGGAAAAUGCAAAUGGAAAACCGACUGAAAUGGGAUUUAAAAUGCAUGACAUCAAUUAUAAGAAGUUUUCUUAAUUUUCAUCCUGUCAUAACUCACAUUGGGCUUCACACAAGCACAACUUUUCUCCUGUUCUUUUUUGCUGUAUUUUGCUGCUCCUUUUCAAGUCGAACAAGGGCAAAGGCGAAAACUUGCCAUGCCACACACUCACACACACACAAAAACACACAGAGAGAGAGCACAUUUGUUUAUUCCUCGAUUGCGUACAAACAUUUGCAUUUGCAUAGACAAGUUAAAAGCAUCGCCUCCUUUCCCCAGGACCGCCGCACAUCAGUUCCCAGAAUCAGGAGCAGAGCAGAGCCAACUUCCUGCUGCCUGACUGCCUCCGAGUCAAUGCAGCUGCCGUUGCAAAUAUGUGGAAAAACUGCUGCUGCUCUCCUGCUGCUGCUGCUGCUGCUGCUCCACUCCUUGUUGCAUGCGAAAUUGCAGAUUUCAUAUGCAAAUUUUGCACUUCCACAGAAAAUUAUUCAAAUUACUUGCUAGCGACAAGCAUUGUGGAUGGCGCACACUCUCUAUAAAAAGAGAGGAACAAAACGGAACACCUUUCACCUUGCUCCGGAACAGAAGUCAACAGCCUUGGCCGCUUGUCAGCCCCAUCAAUGGGAUUGACAAAUCUUUGCUCAGCUCCCAGGCAAAGUCAAAUGGAAAUGGGGAAUGGCAAAACCACCACCACCAUCAAUCAGGGAAACGGGCGAAUAGCGGUUCGGGUUCAUGGCUUGUAAUCCUUUAAUAUUAUUAAAUAAUUAACACGCAUUACUUGGCUUGUUUAUGGCAGCUUUGACAACGGCAACGGCAUCGGCAUCGGCAUCAUCUCCUUCUGCCGCUCAGGCGGGCGGAAGUGAUGGAGCUCAAAGCCCUGCUAGGCAGUGCUUUCAUUCUAUUCAGCUCUUCUCUGCGGGGCAGAGGAUUUAGCCAUCAAAAGAUAAACGCAAUUAUGGAGCAGUUAGGAACACGGCUACGAGCCAUGUACAGUGUACAGUGAACAGUGUACACCAUGGCGCAAAUGAAGACAAUGCCGCGAUGGUGCGAAACAUGCAAAUUAACAGGCAAACUUUUCCUCACCGACGCCGACGCCGAAGACGAAGGAGUUAAAGUUCAUUUUAAACUAAAUUUGCAUAUUUAAAUGGCAUUAUGCCCAGACACUUGACAGUCUAACUGGCAGUUGGCAACAUUCAGCAUUCGCACCCAGCCCAGGAAUCAGGCUCUUGCCCCAGCUCCUGCUCCUGCGCCUGCUGCGGCUCAGACUCUUGCUCCUGCUCCUGCUGUCUCCGUGUCACUCUACAGUGACGGUGACGGUGACAGUCGGUGCCUUGUCACGUUUCUGUUGCCUCAUAAAAGUGAGAUUGAAUUUUGAACGGGCAGGCAACAAACUCACUCUGGGCUUCGAGUGCGGCUCUGAUUCGGGAUUGCCUCUGCUCUGCUGCUGCCUGGGUGAUGCGGCGAUGCGGUGAUGCUGUGAUGCUGUCUGUGCUUAAUAGGCCACAUGAACUUGAACCCCAUCGUGGGAUGAGUAUGGGUAUGUGUAUGAUGUGUAUGAUGUGUAUGAUGAUGAUGAUUAUGGUGAUGGUGAUGAUGAUGAUGAUGAUGAUGGAGAGGACAAUCCAAACGAAAUUGUUGCACACGCGCGUGUGACACAAAGUUAAAGGAAAAGUGAAACUGAAAGUUUUCGAUGUCGUCCCUCGUACAUAGAGAAAGUGAGCGGGUCUCCACUCCCCCUCUCACAAGCGGAAGUCAUUAACGUCUGAACCCUGAGUCGGUUCGGUGUGGUGUGUGCGAGGAGGAAAUUUCAUUUAUAACUACUCAUCACAAGAUUUCUUUUAGAGUGUGUCAAGGAAACGAUGCAUAAUGAAGAGCGAUGGGUGAUUCACGUCCCUGCCUGAGGAGGAAUGCCUGGGGAAUGGAAUCGAAUCGAAUCGAGUCGCGACUGGGUUCAUUGAACAAGGGUUCGUUUUAAGGCAGUCAUGUGCCAGGAAUCGAAUGGAGUCUCGAAAGAGUCUUGGCUGAAACGUGACUGGAGAGAGAAUACCAGAAUGUGACAGAAAGCAGAUGGAUUCAGGCUUCAGAGUGGUUUUAUUAGCACCCAUCAAUGGAACUGAAUCAGAACUUAACUGCCUCUGAUUCGUGGCAUUGAUAUACUAUAAUUAGCCAGAAAUUGCGAAAUUGAUACUGCUCGCACCAUAUGCGGUUAGGUGUCCGCUCCGAACGGACGCACGUGUCCGGCAAACUUUGAAAUCAAAGGCAGAACAAAGGGGAGGACCACUAAAUCAAUUGACGUUUAACGACCAGCCGAGGGGCGCGAGCAGCGUUUGAUUGACACGACGCUAAUUGGAGACCAAUCUGGUUGUCCAUAAUGCCGGGAUUAGUAGCCCGAAACCAGGCCAUGUGUGCGGCCCCUAGAGUCUGGACGGGUGGCAUCAGGAGCGGAAUCAAGGACCAGCCUAGGCCCAUCCGACUUACUUAAAACGGAGCUCUUCUGGAGCAGUUCAUGUCUGUUCCAAGCGGCAUUAGCUGCUGUAUCUUUUAUGUGGAAUCAAAUAACGAUUCGGGCCACCGCAAACUUGUAGCAGGCCAAAAGUUUGUUGGCCAAAUAAAUCACGCUGCCAAGCCAAGAGACAAGCCAAGAACAACUCAAUCGAAGAAGAAGAAGAAGGCAUUCGACAGCGACAUGAACAUGGAAUACACGCAAUGAUAAAUCGAAAAUAUUUUUAGUUGUUUGCACAGAAAGCAUUUGGGGGGAGCGACAAGCCAAGACAGACAGAGCAGAAUGUCGUGCACCCACCGUCGCGCCCGGAUUGACCAGCACUCAAUAAAAAGUAACGCAGACUCCUCCGGCCACUCGUUGCUUCUCCUCGAGAAGGCCAGUUUAAUGAAUGAACAAACAGUCGGGCAAACGGAGGAUUACGCUGACAUUGGACAUUGGACCCAGAGACUGUCCUCCUGACCUUCUCGGCCAGCGCCGCUUCAAUCGAGUUGGGUAAACAAGUUGUGCGUCCUUGUCCACUUUUAGUUGCUCGAACAGAAGGAGUCUCAUUCCUCCUCCCAGUCGGCACUCAAGUGUUAAUUGUGUGCGUGAUUUAAGCUUUAGUUGGAAGAGUCGGCAGAGGGAGUGGGAGAGGGGAGGCCGUUUGAAUAAUUGCUUUUUGAUUGAGUUCAAUGCUGCAAAGGCUUUCCUCUGCGCUUAACUUUAAUUUGAAUUCCCAAUCUCUCGGCAUUCGUCGAGCACGGCGCAUCCUUCAUAAACUCGCAGCAAUAACAGCUGUAUACAAUAUUUCGUUCUGUCAUGUUUUAUCCCCUGGAACUGCCACGGCCACGCAAAGCUCUCUAUGGGGAGUAUGGAAAGAAACUUGGACAGAUCAGGGCGCAGCACGAGCCACAGGGUUCGGCGGGUAAACUAUGGCGUCUCCUUCUUCCAUAUCUCAAGGAGUACACGGCGACCUCCUCGGUGCAUGGCAUACGAUAUCUGGCCGAUCCGAAGCUGAAAUACUUUGAGAGGAUAAUUUGGCUGCUGAUUCUGGUGGCCACCAGCAUAGGUGCCAGCAUUGUGUACGUAGAUCUCAGUGAGCUCUACCAGUCGAUGCGUAUUCAGACCACCAUCAAGAACACCAUGUAUCCGAUAUUCGCGGCGCCCUUUCCCGCUGUUGGGAUCUGUCCGCGCAACCGCAUAAAUUGGAUAAAGUUGGAGAACGAGGCUCCGUAUCACUUCCUGGGUCCCAACAUCUCUGCCGCAGAAAAGGAGCUCUUCGUUCGCUUCUUUUCGUCUGCCGCCGACUCGCACUUGACUCGCUUGACAGAGAUGUCGAGCUUUUUCAACAAUGCCCCGCUAGCUGCUAACUUGACCCUGCUGGACGGCUUAGAUGUGGCAACAGUCAUUGAGUAUGUCCUGCUGAAGUGCAGUGAUUUCUUUUCCGCCUGCCUCUGGCGGGGCAACCCGCAGAACUGUUGUGAGAUUUUUGAGUUGCAGUUCACAGAGUCGGGCUCCUGUUGGGUUUUCAAUUCACUGAUCAGUCCAGCAAGGCGACAGAAAGAGAAGGAUAACAAGUACUAUCCCCGUCGCACACCACAGUAUGGUGAGGGCUCUGGCUUGGAUGUUUUCCUGCGACUCAGGAACUCCUCUCUUAUUCGGCCCAACAAACGGGGCGUAUACGUGAUGAUCAAGCAACCGCAGCAGUGGAGCGAUGUCGUGCGCCAUGUCCCACACGGGGCGCAAACCCAGAUCAGCAUGGUGCCCCGCAUCACAACCACGGAUCAGCGAACCCGAGCCUUGACGCCCAGAGCCAGACGCUGCAUCUUUCCGGAUGAGGUUACCCAUCCUCAGUACAAGAAUCUGCCGGGCUUUGAGUACUGGGUGGGAAACUGUCGCAGCAAGUGUCACCAGGAACAUGUCAUCAAUCUGUGCAAGUGCUCGCCAUCUGUUUUCUUUCCGGUAACCGAUAAGGAUAACUUUACUGUCUGCAAGCCAUCGGACUUUAAGUGUCUCCACGAUAACAGACUCACUUUUAGCGUGGAGCGCCAUCCACAGGAGGAUGAGUACGUGGACAAUCUGUACAAGGAGAGCAUGAUCUGUAACUGCUUCAUAAGUUGCACUCAGCUAAUCUUCGAUCGAGUAUUUAGUAGCAGCACCUUAGAUAAUAACGACACCCACACAGAGUUGGGUACCAUUCGCCUGGACAUUUUCUAUCAGUCGGGAUGGUUCAUCCAGUACCACACCAACAUGCGUUUUACCUUUGUGGAAUUGCUGGCUAGUUUCGGUGGUAUAAUUGGACUCUUCCUGGGCGCCUCACUGCUCAGUGCCUUUGAGCUGGUCUACUUCUUCACCAUUGGCCUCUAUUUAUAUUUGCAUGGGGAGAGGAAACUGUCCCUCCAGCCACGCCCACUCCAACCAGCAGUCAUUACUAUACCCUUUGGACAGAGAAAGAUUACUCCAGCUAAGUAUAUACGUUGACGGGACUAUAGGUAUAAUAUGAGCAUCAAUGUGAGUAUAAAUCAACAAUAAAUAACAUUCACCAGGCAUUUCUCUGGUGGUGGUGCGGAUGCCUAA
This is a messenger RNA of Drosophila pseudoobscura, 5886 nucleotides long. RefSeq names its product pickpocket protein 19-like. Gene Ontology annotation, molecular function: ligand-gated sodium channel activity. The transcript is spliced from 8 exons. The record is from RefSeq and is a predicted model, not a curated record. NCBI's taxonomy places the organism in Eukaryota, Metazoa, Arthropoda, Insecta, Diptera, Drosophilidae. Gene Ontology annotation, biological process: sodium ion transmembrane transport. Bases 4129 to 5790 code for a protein of 553 amino acids. Gene Ontology annotation, cellular component: plasma membrane.